AUGGCCGACUCGCAAGUUACUCUGCGCACGCGCAAGUUCAUCCGCAACCCUCUCCUUGGCCGCAAGCAGAUGGUUGUGGAUGUCCUCCACCCCAACCGUCCCAACGUCUCCAAGGAUGAGCUCCGCGAGAAGCUUGCCCAGCUCUACAAGGCCAGCAAGGACCAGGUCAACUGCUUCGGCUUCAGGACCCAGUACGGUGGUGGCAAGAGCACCGGCUUCGCUCUCAUCUACGACUCCAACGAGGCCAUGAAGAAGUUCGAGCCUCACUACAGGCUGGUCCGUGUCGGCAUGGCCAACAAGAUCGAGAAGGCCAGCAGGCAGCAGCGCAAGCAGCGCAAGAACAGGUCCAAGGAGUUCCGGGGUACGGCCAAGACCAAGGGCGGCAAGAAGGACAAGAAAUAA
This is a messenger RNA of Lasiodiplodia theobromae, 402 nucleotides long. Its product is annotated as Ribosomal protein S24e. The transcript is spliced from 3 exons. Gene Ontology annotation, cellular component: ribosome. The record is from RefSeq and is a predicted model, not a curated record. Lineage: Eukaryota; Fungi; Ascomycota; Dothideomycetes; Botryosphaeriales; Botryosphaeriaceae. Gene Ontology annotation, molecular function: structural constituent of ribosome. The coding region runs from base 1 to 402 and encodes 133 amino acids. Gene Ontology annotation, biological process: translation.